GAGAGACAGGACAGCAGACAGACAGACAGACAGACUCCAGACUGAAGCUACUGAUCUGAAACCAGACCUCUACAUCUACCAUCAUCAGGAUGUUGUGCUCCAGCUUCUGCCAGCCAGCCCCGAUAACCAUGAGGCCUUUCAUGGACCUGCAUUGGCCCGUCCGCAGCCUGUGGCCCGAGACCCGGCCUCUCUUCUACCACAUUGAGCAAGAGAUGAUCCGCCACAUGCAGGAGAUGAGACAGAGCAUUGAAUACAUGGAGAGGCUACACCAGAAGAUUUUCGAGGAGAUUGACCAGACUUCAUCCUCGACGGGACUCUUCAUGCCCAUUGCCUUCCAGGAGCUGGGGAAGGACAGCAGCAGCUUUGCCCUCAGCCUGGACACUAAAGAGUUUUCCCCAGGGGAGCUGUCAGUCAAACAAGUGGGUAGAAAACUGAGGGUGAGCGGCAAAACAGAGAAGAAGAAGGAGGACGAGAAGGGCUCAUACUCCUACAAGUGUCAGGAGUUCAGGCAGGAGUUCGACCUGCCGGACGGCGUUGACACCGAGGCCGUCACCUGCUCGCUGGUGGGCGGCCGGCUGCAGAUCCAGGCUCCCCGGGAGAGACCGGCAAAUGAUGGGAAGGAAAGGGUCAUCCCCAUCAACCUCACCUCGGCACCGGCCAUCACCUCCUCCAGCGGAGGGCCAGAGGGGAGCAGCUCGUCAUCCUCAGAGAGCAAACCUGCUGAGAAAAACUGAACAAUCUGAUGUGUUUACACUUUGUUGUUUCAGUGUGGUUUUAUUAUAUCUGAUGGACGGCGGGAACAUGAAGCUCAUAUUCUUUACUUGCACUUUUAACAAUUAACUCUUUAUAAUAAACUUCUCAUGUGAUAUUUUGAA
Molecule: messenger RNA, 875 nt
Organism: Larimichthys crocea (large yellow croaker)
Lineage: Eukaryota; Metazoa; Chordata; Actinopteri; Sciaenidae
Product: heat shock protein beta-11
Exons: 1
Coding region: 90-734 (214 amino acids)
Biological process (GO): protein refolding; response to heat
Cellular component (GO): nucleus; cytoplasm
Source: RefSeq, a predicted model, not a curated record